AUGAAAUGGAAAAGCGACUUAAGUGUUGCCAGCGACCUUACGUUUCGUUGCAAGACCAAGAAUGCCGAGUUUAAUCAGUGCGGAGAUUGUCAGUCUUGUCUCCUCUCAACCAAACUGUACGAUUCGACGCUGUGGCUAAAGAGAGCAGAUAAUGCAUCGAAGCGGAGGUUCCUAAUUGGUCUACUCCUCCGAUGCAACAACCUACAAAUUCUCAAGAGUAUGCAAAAUGUUCUGCAGUUUACUCUUAGGAAGGAUUUCAUCUACGCACGGUGUCGUUCAAAACCAAACAUACGUGAAGACAACAUCUGUUCGAGCAGAGCACGCAAUAAUACUGACAAAGCAUUCGAUAAUAACACGCAACAUGGAAUGGAAAUAUCGGAGACCUGGGAUUGGUUUGGUGGAGGCCCUGACUGGACCAAGUCGUACUACCUUAGGGGAGUCCUGUCCAUCUGUAACACUGAAAUUCUGCACAUGCUCGGGAAUCUAGUUCGUGUUCUAAUAGAGAGAGAGAAACGAAAAUUUCUUCAUCUUCACUGUGUUUCAGAGGGCAAUGAAGAUGAUGUCUUCUCUAUCCCAGAAUCCAAGUGCUCCUUUCACACUGAUGAACACCCAGAGCUGGAUCUGCUCAUCCAGGCCAGCUCCAUUUACGAGCCUGUCAGCCUGCCUUCAGAAGCCCAGCAUGGCAGUCAAACAGUAGGUCCAGGCGAAGAGCACCCUUCCAACUCUCAACUAUACAGCUGUCAAUCCCAGCAUGCAUCUCGGGCUGGUUCUGUGAUGAGGGAGGAGGAGAGCAAAGGCAGGGAUACUUAUUCAGACUCCUCCGAGGAUCCAACCCUCAUCGUGGUGCCCAGGUCUUCAUGGUCUCUGUCAGGAGUCAGCUGCCACCGAGACUUCAUUCGUAUGCUCCCUGUUCACCUGGCCAAAAAGAUUUUAGGCCUUCUGGACAGGGCUAGUUUGCACAGCUGCCAGCAUGUGUCUCAACACUGGUGUUAUCUGACCGCAGAGAUCUUGAGAGAGACUGAGGUGAAAAAGAUGGUUGAAAAUCAAACAAUGGCACUGCAGGGUAACCCACACUGCAGGGUCAGCCCUGUGUAUGCCAAAAUCCGUGAGGUCCUAGUGCCCAUCAGAGAAGAGGAGAGACACAUUCACCUCCCUGAAAAUUAUUUCUCCAAACACAGGAAGGAGAGAGGCUUUGAGUCUGUCUACAUGGGAGUCAAAACCAGACCUGUGCAAAUGGAGGAGAGGAAUGUUUACUGUGGAGUGUACAAUGUCUUGGUGCUACAGGAAAGGGAGGAUCCAACAAGGGUCACCCAUUACGGAGGAGGGCAGAUUGUGGCACUUGGCUCUAAAGACCGUACAGUGCGGCUCCUGGACAUUGUGACGCUGAAGGAAGUACCCCUGAUCAUCCAGGGACAUGCUGGCAGUAUCCGCGCUGUGCUGAUCUGUGAGGAGCGGGGCCUCGUUAUCAGUGCCAGUUAUGACCUCAGCAUCAGGUGUUGGAACCUGAGGACAGGGACCUGUACUAUGCUGUUCCGCGGACACCAGGGAACCAUCAACUGCCUGGAUCUCCAUGGUGACCAACUGGUUUCUGGGGCAAAAGACUGCAAAGUCAAAGUUUGGAACCUGCUCACAGGACAGUGUCACGAGCAUCUGCGGUUUAAGCACCAUAAUCCUGUCACGUGUGUGAAGAUUGACAAGGCCCUGGUGUUGAGCAGCUGCGAGGGAGGAAUGAUUAAGAUGUGGGGUAUGGAGACAGCUUCUCUCCUUAAGAUGAUAACUGGGCACCAGGGCUCUGUGCGCUGUCUGUUUUUUGACCAGUGGCACAUUCUGUCCGGCGGCUCUGACGGACAGGUCAUGGCUUGGAGCACCAACUGUGACUUUAGGAAGUCUCUGAUGACAUACCGCCACCCAAAGGAGGUGCACACACUGUCCUUCAUCUUCCUGCGAGUUAUCACAGGCUGCCUGGAUGGAAAAAUACGGAUCUUUAACUUCCUCACAGGAGACUGUCUGAGAAUAAUUAAGGCCAGUACCCAUCAAAGCCCUGUGCUGUCCAUACACACACAUCACAACAACAUUGUUGUAAACACUCGGGGCAGCGUGCUGAUCUUCCAGUUUGCUAAAGUGCGCUGGGACUAUUCUGCCUCUGCGGAACGGGAAUUCUUUGAUUUUCGUGAUCUGGAUUCACCCAAAUGCAUGGCCUGGAAGCUUCCGCAUGCCGUUGCCCAGACAGAGCUGGUCCGGCAGGCACCUGUGAGGCCAGCCACAUUUGAGGGUCACUGCAGUGCCAGAAAGUACAUGGACCUUCAGCGCAAGGUGUUUGCUAAACUACCUUCCUCCUCCUCUCCUGCAAGACCAGCAGAUGGCCUGGGUCAUACCCCAACCAGCUCAGGGCGAGAGCAGUUGGUGAUGACCCGCAGUGAGAGGGCGGUGCGGGACAAGGUGAGGAAGAGGGGUCCUCACCAUUCUCUCACCCCUGACCACGUCUUCCUGAAGGUCAGCAGCUCUCAGCACGUUUGGUGCUCGAACCAGGCCGGAGCCAACAUGGAGCUUAAUGCUCGUGUACGUGAUGCCUGGGGUCCCCUGGGCAACAAGCCCAGCACAGACCUCCAGCUCAGGGCAUCUCCUGCCCCGCCCAAGGCCCAGAGACGACCACAGACGCAGACACACGUGCUAUUCACAUACUCCCCUUACAAAGGCACAGCUGAAAUGUACUCGCCUUUGAGUUCCUUUGCUACAGACCAGAACACUCAGACUUGGUCGAAAAGGUCCUCCCCGGAUUUGGGUCGGCCCCAGACAGUUCUGGGAUUUGCUGAGCAUCGAUCUAGGCCGCAGUCCGACAGGAAACGACCAAAGAGCUCCAGCAGUGUGAGGCCGGGCAUGCGUAAGGUGGGGUUCUUCACAACCACUGCUGCAGAGAACAUCCGGUCCCCACAACCCCUGGACCCUUUUCGCGAGCACAGUGCUUUCCAGCUGCGAACAGACACACAGCUGGAGGAGUACAUAAGGGAUCUGACCAAGUGCCACCAACAGAUGUCAGAGUGCGGUGACAACCAGGAGAAACGAUGGGAGACAAUGUGGAAGAUGAGGCUCAGAGGUGUACCCAUCACCGAAUUCACCAGAAAAGACCAGGUCUAUGCCCCUGAACUGGGACUGGACACCUACAUCUAA
Messenger RNA from Chanos chanos (milkfish), 3168 nucleotides. RefSeq names its product F-box and WD repeat domain containing 10 (gene fbxw10). The record is from RefSeq and is a predicted model, not a curated record. Gene Ontology annotation, molecular function: protein binding. The coding region runs from base 1 to 3168 and encodes 1055 amino acids. The transcript is spliced from 15 exons. NCBI's taxonomy places the organism in Eukaryota, Metazoa, Chordata, Actinopteri, Gonorynchiformes, Chanidae.